Cryptosporidium ubiquitum is the source of this 831-nucleotide messenger RNA. Its product is annotated as alpha beta hydrolase. Bases 1 to 831 code for a protein of 276 amino acids. The record is from RefSeq and is a predicted model, not a curated record. NCBI's taxonomy places the organism in Eukaryota, Apicomplexa, Conoidasida, Eucoccidiorida, Cryptosporidiidae. The transcript has 3 exons.
AUGCAACAGGAAAAUUACUGGGACUUUUGUAAGGACAAUGGAGGCAAAUUUGUUGUUGAAAGUGGAAAUGGGCAUUUGCUUUCUGCAGUAUCUACUGUACAUAAUUACGAGAGUCCCCAAACUGCAAUAGUUUGCCAUGGACUAUUUUCCAGUAAAGAAAAUCGUCUUUGUCAGACUAUUGCAAAACACCUUACUAUUAAUGUUGUACGUUUUGAUUUUCAUGGUAAUGGGGAAUCUCAGGGGGCAGAUUCCUGGUGUUUUGGAGAUUAUCAUGGAGAAGUUAACAAUGAUCUAAGGAAGGUUGUGGAAUUUCUUAGAAAUAAAGGACUUGAAAUAAAGGCUAUUAUUGGACACUCUAGAGGAGGAGUUGAAACUUUAAUGUAUUCUUGGAUGUAUGAUGAUGUCGAUAUUAUUAUAAGUAUUUCAGCAAGAUUUGAUUUGGCUAAUUCUAUUAUAACAAAAUUUAUCACAGAUGAACAAUAUGACCAACUGAAAAACAAAGAACUGGAAUUUGUUGAAAUUAUUCCAAGAGAUAAUAUUCCAAGAAAAAUUACUUUUGAAUGCGUAAACAAAAGAAAUUUAGUAGAUUAUAAUAUGCUAAAAGCUGUAAAAAACACAAAAUAUUUCUUAUUAAUACAUGGGACGAAAGAUGACAUUGUCCCAGUACAGGAUUCAAGUGAAAUUGCAAAAUUCAUUCCUCCACAGAUCCCUCAUGAAAUUGUGUUAAUUGAAGAUGGCUCUCACUCACUCACAGAGAAUAGUGAGAUAAGAUCCUUAGUAAAUCAUCAUAUUAAUCGAGUUAUUGAUUCCCUAUUGAAUAAAAAGAUGUAG